This is a messenger RNA of Pocillopora damicornis (cauliflower coral), 3043 nucleotides long. RefSeq lists its product as uncharacterized. Lineage: Eukaryota; Metazoa; Cnidaria; Anthozoa; Scleractinia; Pocilloporidae. The record is from RefSeq and is a predicted model, not a curated record.
UAUAAACAUUCAUGACCAUUUAGCUUCUGAAGCCAUAUUUAGCAUUUACGGUUUAGAUCAAUAAUUAAUCGUCUUUGUUUGACAUAAAUGACUCUCAGCCAUUCAGCGGCCCAGAAAGAAAAUGCGCGGCGCCUUGCUAAAUUUACAAGGAAUAAGAAAAGUGAUACAAGAUUAUCUACACACGUUAGUCUGAUCCAAUCUGCCCUGGGAGGUUAGACUACAAACGCGCGCUAAUCUCACCAUUGCAGACGAACUUUUUCGUGUUAUUUUGAUGAAGAGUUUGCCACUGAGAGCAUAAUACAUUUACAGAAUGAUAUUUACGCACAUUUUCCGUUAUUUGGAUGACAGAGAUGCUGAAGAGACGAGGAAAAACAACGGUGAAAAUAUAAGACCGCCAGCCGCGGAGUACCGGUUUCAUGUGUCCUCAACUGAGCAUCGUGAUGCGAAGUUUGAACAGAUUUCUUGGAAAGCAACUCCAGGUCUAACUGUUGUUUCCGGAGCUCACCAAACAGGCGCAAGUUUAAGUAAAACAUCAUCCAGCGCUCCUCUGGCUCAAGGAUUUUGUUCGUUGCGAGGGGAAACGCUUGGCGCAAAAACAACAAAGAAACAAGUUUUACCUCCAAUUGGAAAAUUACAAAUUUCAGGGCUAGGUGGAAAAGAGUUUACACAAGAUGAAAAUUAUUUCGCAAAACUGCCACCAAUUGAACCACUGGAUGACAAAACGCAAGCAUUUCCGAAAAAAUCGAGGGCAUGUUCGGAAAAAGAGAGAGAGUCAAUUUGGAAUAAUACCUCGAUAAAUACUCGACUGCCUCAUAAAGAUCAAAUGUGUUUGGGGACGAACAGCGCGGAGCGGUUCAACACGGUAGGGCAGGUUAAGGAGGAGAGUAAUCCCAGGAUAGAAAAUGUGACAACGACUAAUCUGACUCCAGAAUUAUCGGCUGAUAACUGGAAUAAGAAACACGGACUUACAAUGCAAACAGUUGAUGACAUGACGUUGGUCAAAGCAGGCGCUAAAACUUCUUAUUAUCAAAAUGCUAAAAUGAAGCUGGACAUUGAAACUGUUAAAGUCCGAUCCUCGAAAACUGAUGCGAUUAACGCCGAUGAGACGAAGGAGUACAAAAUUCGGCGAAUUCAGACGCGACUAAAGAGUUUCUCGGACGGCGAAGAGUCACCUGAAAAUGAGAGGUGUCAAAACCGGGAUGAAAAUAGGAAAACGAAGAUGACAGAAGAUUUAUAUAAAAACUUGGGUUUAAUCGACCGUAACACUGGCUUUCUUCGACACUCCACGAAACGAAGAACGGGAUCUGCAAAGUCCCGGUGGUACAGUACGCCUUGCGUACAAGCAGGGGAAGUUUCACGUUUGAAAGCUCACGGAGGCUCUAUUUCUUCCGCGGUGCGUGGCGAAGGAAAGAGGAAACGUCCGAUACAGUUACUUGCGUGCGUCAAAGGAAGACGAAACGCUAUCUGCGAGGUAAUUGAACAGAGCAUAGAGCCUGAAUUCGGUUCGAGUUUAUACGAAAUGAGGAAAAGUUUAAUUAGUAUAAUGUGAAGACAGCUUGCAACCAAGACGAGAUCAAACAGCGCCAAGUGACUAAGAGACAGGUGAUUUUUUUUUGCCACCCUCGAGUUUCCGCAAGAUGUAUUUCAUAACGGCAUCGUGCCGUGUGAAUUCAUUUCGCACCAAAAAAACACCGCCAUUCCCUGGAAAUGGCCUCUGCACAAAAGGGAAAUUGCUCUUUAUGGACGUUAUGGCGUUCGUCAAAACAUAAAGUUGAUUUUAUGUUCAAUAAUACUAUAAAUAUAUUUUUCGACGCCGGUUAAAGGACGAUGGAACUUUACCAAGGGUUUCGACAUAAAAAUACUGUAAAAAUAAACACAUUCAUUUGUAUUUGCGGAGCCUAAAAAGGCUUUUGUGAAUAUUUAGCGAUUUAAAAAUAGGAAUUAGCUAAGAUGACAAUCUAUUGAUAGAAGUGAAUAACUAAUUGGAAUUUUAAUUUAACUCGCAGAAUAAAUUGUUGUAACUUUUCGAGGUAUCAAUUAAUUUAACUUAUACUACCGUGCUGUUAAGUAUUUUCUCGUGGCCGCCAAAUCGCAGAUGAUCUUGGAAAUAGUGUAAUCGGAAAAAUAGAUUUUGAUAAAAUUAACUUCGAAAAAUUAGAAACGUGGCAAGCAACAUGCUACAAACAAUUUCGAUAAGUCGUUGGCAAGAGGCCGGAAGCCUUAGUAUUAAAGGUGACUAAAAUGUUUAUCUUUUGCGCGCAUCGUUAAAAUACCCACGAAAAUAGCUUCUUUUGUUCAAGAUGAGCGAAAUUAUUCAUGUGUCGAUGGAACAUUUUCAAGGAAACAUAAAAACCGCAGGUAGGCCGAAAGAUCUGAAUUUCGUGACCGGCCAAGUGGGAGACCAAAUAAGUAAUUAUGCUUACAUUUAUUCCAAAACUAAAGCAGGAGGCGGUCGAUAUGUUAAGGAUACGAAAAAACCAUAAUAGCGCCUUUCUGAACAAAUUUUCGUAAAGUUAUGUCAAACUGGUAAUCCAUGUGACUCGUAUCUUUUCCUGGUACGCAUGCGUGGAGUAGACACCCAUUUUCAGCUGGUCAAAUAAUAUUAAAAUUACAAGUUAUCUCGGGAGUUUAACCAACCUUUGGCGUCACAAAAGUAAAGGAUGUUUGCUUGGUGGUUCUUUCAUCUUUCCCGAUUUAAUAUUUAAGAUUUCUAAUGAGGAUAACAGUCGUAGUAUUUUCCAAUUAAUUUGUAACUUGCCCAUUAUUUAAAAUAAUGCGAAACACUGUGUACUUGGGCGGAAGUAAAUAUCGAGUGUAACGGUUUAUAUCUGAGACAGUGGGAUAGGAAUAGCAGGUCAUAAGAGUUCACUUUCCCUCUAUAUGGUAAAAUUUAAGACAAAUGUAAAUAUUGCAUAUUGUGGAGCCUGAAAACAAAAAUGAAUUAUAAAUAUCAAAACAGUUUGGUAGGGCAUCAUAUUGUGGGUAUUGUGAGAAGUUUAUGACAACAGCCAAACAAUCCUAAUAAAGAGUUUUUUUCGGUUAA